Messenger RNA from Lates calcarifer (barramundi perch), 3523 nucleotides. RefSeq names its product annexin A11b (gene anxa11b). The coding region runs from base 164 to 1684 and encodes 506 amino acids. Gene Ontology annotation, molecular function: calcium ion binding; calcium-dependent phospholipid binding. The transcript is spliced from 15 exons. NCBI's taxonomy places the organism in Eukaryota, Metazoa, Chordata, Actinopteri, Centropomidae. Gene Ontology annotation, biological process: cytokinetic process; phagocytosis. The record is from RefSeq and is a predicted model, not a curated record. Gene Ontology annotation, cellular component: cytoplasm.
GCCCGCUGAGUCAACAUCAGCCUCCCUGCUCUGACCGAAGACAACAACAGAGCAAAGGUUAUUACUGCAGGGCGGAAACAAUGCUGAAGACCCACCCACCUGCAGGAUACUCUCUCUGCUCGUCUCUUCCUGGAUUCAACUCCGUGCUUAUCAAGUUCUGAAGAUGAGCUACCCAGGAUACCCUCCUCAGUCUGGUGGAUACCCACCACAGGCUGGAGGCUACCCACCUCAAUCAGGAGCGUAUCCACCCCAAGCAGGCGGCUACCCUCCUGCAGCAGGCGGCUACCCUCCUGCAGCAGGUGGCUACCCACCAGCAGCAGGCGGCUACCCUCCGGCAGCAGGAGGCUACCCCCCACAGGCAGGCGGAUAUCCACCUCAAGCUGGCGGUUACCCUCCUGCAGCGGGCGGUUACCCUCCAGCAGCAGGGGGCUACCCUCCCCAGGCAGGUGGCUACCCUGCCCCAGCCGGAGGCUUCCCUUCUCAGGCAGGUGGAUACCCACCACAGCCCGGAGCAGGAGGCUAUCCUUCCAUGCCUCCAGCAGGUGGAGGCUGGGGUGCAGCACCAGGUGGUUAUGGCGCGCCAGGAGGAGCUCAGCAGGGAUACCCAGGGGGCCCUGCCCCAGGCCAACAACCCAUGCCAAAUUACCCGGGUGCCCCUGCGACUAACCCCUCAAUGCCUGGAUAUGGAAGUGGAGCUCCGUCCAACCCUCAGGCACCUCCCGUUUCUAAAGGGUACAGGGGUUCUAUUAAAGAUUACCCUGGGGCUGAUCCACUGAGGGAUGUUGAAGUUCUUCGGAAGGCUAUGAAGGGUUUUGGCACUGAUGAAAAUGCCAUUAUUGAACUUCUGGGAAGUCGUACCAACAAGCAGAGAGUUCCGAUGGUGGCUGCCUACAAAACUACUUAUGGAAAGGAUUUAAUCCACGAUCUGAAGUCUGAGCUCACUGGAAACUUUGAGAAACUGGUUCUUGCCAUGAUGAUGAGCCCUGCGCACUUUGAUGCAUACGAACUCAGAGAAGCUAUAAAGGGUGCAGGAACUGAUGAAGCUUGUCUGAUUGAGAUUCUUUCAUCACGCUCCAAUGCAGAGAUCCGUGAAAUCAACAGUGUCUACAAAGCUGAGUAUGGAAAGAGCCUGGAGGACGCCAUCAGCAGUGACACCUCCGGUCACUUCCGCAGACUCCUGGUCUCUCUCUGUCAGGGAAAUCGUGAUGAAAGGGAGACUGUUGAUAUCUCUCUGGCCAAACAGGAUGCUCAGAAACUGUAUGCUGCAGGAGAGAAUAAAGUGGGAACUGAUGAGUCUCAGUUUAAUGCCAUCCUGUGUGCUCGCAGCAAGCCUCACCUUCGAGCAGUCUUCCAGGAGUACCAGCAGAUGUGCGGGAGAGACAUUGAAAAAAGUAUCUGCAGGGAAAUGUCUGGAAAUGUGGAGGAUGGCAUGGUGGCUGUGGUGAAAUGCAUCAAGAACACUCCUGCCUACUUUGCAGAGAGGCUCCACAAGGCCAUGCAGGGUGCGGGGACCAAGGACAGGACCCUCAUCCGUAUCAUGGUGUCCCGCUCUGAGGUUGAUAUGUUGGACAUCAGAGUGCACUACGUGAGGACCUACGGAAAAUCCCUGUACACUCAUAUCUCUGGGGAUACCUCUGGGGAUUACAAGAAGCUGCUGUUGAAGCUAUGCGGAGGUAAUGACUAAAAAGAAAAGAAGAUAACUUCUACAAAGGGCAAUAUAUAUGUCCACACUGAAACAAUGUUAUAGGACCUUAUAUCACCUCUGAUGCAUGCAGUUAAUGGUAAUUUUCAAACAACAGUAAAUCAAUAUCAGUUUUUUAUUCUCUUCAGUGACAUAAUAGAUUUUUUUCUUGCUACUGUAUGAUUGCCAAAUAGUAAAUAUAUAUUAAUAUGAAGAUUUUUAGAGCAACAGUAGAUAGCUUUAUCAUCAUCAGGAGAGGUAAUAUAAAAGGUGGAGGCUUAAAGCAAAAAGUGGGUGCUCAAAAAUUUCAUUUACCAGUAACUAAAAACUUUUCAAAAUAAGGAAAACUAAAGAUGCAGAACAAGGGAAGGGCUGCAUUUAUCUCAUAUAUAUAAAGUACAUAUAUAUAAGGAAUUACUUGAUAAAUGUAUAAUUUCAGUGUUACUAAGGCAAAGUUUAGCUCACUGCCGAGCAUUUCAACUAUGUACAAGUUCAAGGUAUUUUUGAACCUGACUUAUUUUCCCACGUUUUUGGGUGUAAAUGAUUGAUAGGGACCUGUGCAGUAUUGAGCAAAAACAAUGUACCCGGCCACUGCUGCAUCAGGGUUCGUCCGUUAAAGUGCUUGUUUUUGCCACUGGCGUUGCAGGAGUUGCAGACUUAAUUGCUUAGUGAGUUUGAGUUAAUGUGUGACUUCCAGUGGUGGAGGAAGUAUUUAGAUCCUUCACAUAAGUGAAAGUACUGCACAAAAACACCAAGAAACUAACCAAUUGAGGCAGCGGUAUUUCAGUAGUGCCUGUAUUCUGCAGGUUAAAAUUACUGUUUUAUCAAUGGAGUCUAUAUAGUGAUGUUUCCUGUUUAACAAAAAGAUCUUAGCCUGUCUGUGAAAAACAAAACAAAACAAGUACUUUACUUUGACACAGACUAUUGCCCCUUGGAUUACAGCAGCAGCUGCUCAAGCUUUUUGGGUGCACUGUUCUUGCACUGUUCUUGCUCAAGAUUUUUGUCAUUAUCAAUCAUUUACACCCCAAAAUAAGUAAAAAAAAAAAAAAUCAGUUAUCCUUUAAAAAAUAAAAAUCAGUGUGAGGGCGUAGCAAGUUUUAGCAAAUUAAAUAUGACUUAAUCUCAUACUGAUUAUUUGAUGCUUGUUUAACUGGUCAUUGUUUAAAUCCCAGGUUAUUUGCAAAGGCCAUCUCCUCCAUCUUCCAAGUGUUCAUGCUAACUAGCCAGAGUUGUACUUCUGCUUGAAAGUCUAUGCAAAUUAGCUAGUCACUUUAAAUUCUUUAUAUCAGCUUUACAAAACUCUUCUGUUUUGCUCUUGAAAUGUAAACCUUUGCAAUCACUGUUCAACAUUUACAGACAAUGUUGCCUUUCACUGAAUGUUGAAAACCUAAAGACAGAUCAUUUUGUGCCUUUUGUCAGGGCUGCUCUGUUGUUCAGUCAGUGUUUCACUGUGCAGUUGUCUCACCAAUAAUCUAUAAUCUAAUACUUGUAUUGCUGCAAAAACGCAAUCCAUGCAUUGUUUGAUCUACAAUAUUUUGUUUACAUUUUAUCAUAAUGCCCCUUACUGGCUAUAUGUUAUCCUGCCAGCAGAGGGCUCUUUGCUCAAAUGAAGUGUCAUUUCUUGUGUCCAUGUGAUUGUUUUGCCUGCUGACUUGGUGUUUGGCAUUGAACAGAAUAUCUAUUGCACUAACUCUACUUUGCAAUCAUCUUUAUAUAACAUGGUAAUGAAAUUGGAUGCCUUUUUAGUUUCCUAACAUUUUGUCAUUUGAUAGUUCUAGUGUCUCCAGAGACUUACAGACAGCCACUUCUUAUUUCAAUAAAAAACAUUUUGGCAUAUCUGAA